This is a messenger RNA of Dermacentor albipictus, 1970 nucleotides long. RefSeq lists its product as uncharacterized. Gene Ontology annotation, biological process: sensory perception of taste. Gene Ontology annotation, cellular component: membrane. The record is from RefSeq and is a predicted model, not a curated record. NCBI's taxonomy places the organism in Eukaryota, Metazoa, Arthropoda, Arachnida, Ixodida, Ixodidae.
CACCGCUCUGGUCGGCAAUCAGAAAACGAAGUUCUUCUACAGAGCAAAACCCAAGACAUAAAAAAGAAGAGUUCGUGACAAUCUGAGGAACAGGCUUCACUUCUUAGCUCUUGUUCUUUUGAGCGAAGUGUCUCGCGUUGAAGCAUUAAAGCAUCUGGUCCCUGCCGAUGUUAUGCUAGUGAAGGGGUCAACAGCACGGAAAAAUACCAACUACACUACAAGCCUUCGCUUCUUUCGCGGUUGAAGUGUCUUGCCUUCUAAGUAUCAUGCAUCCUACGAACGUCAUCCCUGUUAUUACGCGUGAAGCAUUUCAUGCUGUCGAACGCCUGACACAAGCUGCCCGUAUCAUAUCAACGUGCCCCGUCUUCCUCUACGGCACGCGGCAUGAUGCAUGCGCCACCAAUCCAACAACGUGUAGUGUCUUCUGUUGUAUGUAACUAAGCCGCCCACAACUCUCCGACGUGCCCCUGUUUUUUUCUUUUUUCGGAGCCUCGUAUCAUCCAAGGUCCUUCAAUCUCACUAAUCGGUCGUACACUUCAUCAGAUAACUUGGGUGUUCUAAAUUUUACCAGCUCACGAAGUGGCCUCCGCCGCUGCCCUGCAAACCUCAACUGUGGCAUAAAUGAACAAAACCAGGUCGUCACUGACACAGCCACCCACAGGACACACGCGUGAGAGGUCUAAUCAUGCCUAAUGACAUAUUUAAUUACAGCAAAUCCUCGACCAAUCCUAAUCGUAGCAUGCUUAUACGUAAGCACAAGCCACCCAGCUGCUCUUCGCUAAUGGCUCGUAGCUUCAGGCUACAUGCCCGACUGUGUCAGUUGUGCGGUUGCUUCUUCGUUCGGGACAUCUUCAGGGGCGUGCACCACCAAGCACGGAUGGUUCGUUGGAAAAGUUUGUACGCCCUCUACAGCUGCGGAUGCGUCUCCUUGCUGGCAUUGCUGGGGUACGAAGAGCUCGCUGCUUGGACUGACGAAUGGUCGGGACAUCAAGAACAUCUCGAGAUUGUCAUUCGCAUCACUCUUCACGCCAUGCUUUUCCUCAGGAUUAUCGUGAACUACCUGUGCAUGCUGUUGGGCUCUUCCAAGCUGGCGUCAUUCUACCAGCGGGCUUCUGCCUAUGAAACGAGGGCCAAGAUAACGUCUUGCGAGUGCUGUGCUACCAUGGACAUCUUCUGGUGUGACUUGCGAAGAUGUUUCGUCUGCAUACUCUACUCCAUAGCAAUAGGACUGACAGAGCCUCGAGGAUCAAACGGACCAGCCAAUCCCCUGACGGAAACCUUCUACUGGUUUCAAAUUUUGCUCGCCACGCUUUUCUGGCUAGUCUACGACAGUAUGUACGCCGUCGCCUUGAAGUCGUCCGGUCAAGUCCUCUGCCGAUACAUCGACCAAGAAGUGGAAGCUUUAAGGGUUUUCGAGGGUUACCACUGCAUUGGUUUCGACCACCGCGCCGACAUGGCCAGACGAGCUGAAGAAGUCAGACUUAACGUCUUUACGGUGCUCCAGUUGAAACGCGAAAUCAACGCUAUAUGGAUGUGGUCGCUCAUCGUUACGAGCGUGUACGUCCUGUUACUACCCUGCAUCUGCAUACACGAAGUCUGUUAUUCAUCGUAUGCUGCCGAACAGCGCUACGGCUUGGCCCUGUACGCCGUGUACAUUGCCUAUGACUUCGCCACACUCACCCACGCGAGCCAGUCACUGAUAAACAGAGCUAAAGAGUUGAAGAAUGUUUGCAGGAGAGCUCGAAGUUUUGGAAAUGCUGCCUUAGGAUAUCAGAUUCAACUCCUCUAUGACACCAUCAAUCCCGAGGAUAUGGCUUUUGAAGGCGCCGACUUUUUUCGGCUCAAGGUGUCCCUAUUAGUUUCGAUGACGGCCUCCGUGAUAACGUAUGCUGUAAUACUCCGACAGACAAGUCAAGGUAUCAACAGGUCGCGUGACGCUGUUGUAUGACACUUCUUUAAAUAAAAGCGAC